Messenger RNA from Suillus subaureus, 2811 nucleotides. RefSeq lists its product as uncharacterized. The transcript has 13 exons. Gene Ontology annotation, molecular function: zinc ion binding; protein kinase C binding; K63-linked polyubiquitin modification-dependent protein binding. NCBI's taxonomy places the organism in Eukaryota, Fungi, Basidiomycota, Agaricomycetes, Boletales, Suillaceae. Bases 1 to 2811 code for a protein of 936 amino acids. Gene Ontology annotation, biological process: endosome organization; aggrephagy; mitophagy. Gene Ontology annotation, cellular component: aggresome; amphisome. The record is from RefSeq and is a predicted model, not a curated record.
AUGCAUGCAAGGCCAGACAGGCCCCUAGUCGUCAAGUGCGCCUUCGACAGAUGGAACAAGCGGAUAAGCUUUGCUUCCGCUAGGAACUGUUCAUACGAGCUGCUGAGGAACAGAGUUGAGCAGUGCUUCUCACUUUAUGCGACUUCAUAUGUGAUUGCAUACAAGGACGAUGACGGCGAAAUCACCGAUAUCACUACAGAAUCCGAUCUCACAGAAGCUAUUCAAUACUUUCAGGCUGGGUCUGACGAUCCUCCACUCUCCUCUGCAGCAUCAAUUCUGUCCGGCCGCAGCUUUGGAAGUAGACGAAUAACACUGCGUGUUCACAUCACCGUUGAUUACGAUGGCCCGAGCUUGAGUGACACAUCAAGUCUCGCCAGUAUGGAAGAAUAUAAAGGCCGCAACAGGAGCGAAGGCGAAUUAAGCUGGCCCGUCGGAGGAGGGGAAGUUGACGAUGAUUCAGUGACAGUGAGCUCGAGAGAUACCAAUUGGCGCUUCGCAAAAGGAACGACGGUACACCCUAUCACAUCACGUUCGGAUGACUGGGUCAAAAAUACAGACUCAUAUUCUAUACCCGAGAACAGUGUUGCUGGUCGUUCGGCAUCUCAAAGAGGUUCCACAGCGGCGGAAGAUCAAACAAUGCACGAUGAGAGUCCAUUCGCAGACCAUCACCAACUCUUCGCCGAAGAACACGUCCCAGAAGACCCAGCGGCUGUAUUUGAGCGGCUCAAGCUCCAGGAGCACCCUGAUGCGUCGAUAUCAUUAACAUAUUCCGACGAACACAUCCCAUCCAACAACAUGGAUGGGGAUCUUGCACUGGAACGAGAUCCUCGCGGGAAAUACUACUACUCGUACACUGGUGCGAGUUCUACGACACAUGAUUCGGGUUACGAGGAUAAUUUGAGUGUCAAGUAUGACGCCGAUCCCUUUGGUGGUUCGCCCCCGCGGCCAAACAGUAUGCAGCUUACGUGGAUUGCUUCGCAACAAAAGUUCGCAGAUAAUGAUCAUUCCGGUGAUACCCCUGAUUCAUACAAGCGUUCUUCCCCACCCUUUGACCAAGCUCCAUACUCAAUCGCCCCCGACAUUCCACCAGAGGUGCUCCAGUUUGUUGUACCCACAGGACCUCCUCCAGGCUCGCUCACUACUUGUUCAGACUGUGGAGUCAUAUUAGAUGGCAUCCGGUACGUCUGUGCGGUGUGUGGCGAGAAGGAACCUCUGGCAAGCAUCGUGCUUCGCAACGGCUCAGAUUCUGAUCUAGGUAAAGGAAAGGCUAGAGAUCUAGACUCAUUCCAUUCUUAUCCCCCCCCUCCUCAUCACACACCUCUUUCGUCUUCACCCUCCCCAUCUACCUCCUUUGACGCUAUCACACUAAGCGGGUCGCCGCAGACGCGCAGCGAACACAAACAUAACAAACCACUCCCUUCCUUACCCGGUUCUUCUUCAUCAAGCCCGACGUUGUAUAGUGCACGAUCAGGCUUCAGAAUUCGCCAUGGGUCCGAGUCAUCUACUAUGGGCUUUGAACUGUGCUCGGGAUGUGUUGAAUCGGCUGGCGUGAUACAUGCGCUCCGUGCAAGCACAGAGCGGCGGAAUGGAUCAAGUGCAGAAUCCACGUCUCCGGAAGACGAUUUAUCUUCGUGGAGUCGUUCUGCUCCCAGACAGAAAGGCCAGCUCAGACAUGCGUAUUUUGAAAAGGUCUGGGGUCAUCAUGGAUGGGAAGACGUGGAGCAAGAUGAUAUGCAUAUCUGUAAAUGUUCGACAUGCAAUUCCGCGAUUGUGAACCAGCGGUAUAAAUGUACAUCAUGUCAGAAAUUCAAUUUAUGCCGAGCGUGUUACAGCCAAGUCCACGAUAUACACCCUUCACAUGCAUUCCUGGUAGUCACGGAGAAGCCUGUUAGGUCUAGAAGUGAACCAGAAUACUCACAUGCUUUGCCAAUGAUUAUGUCAAACGACAAUAAUGAGGAACGAUCCAUGAAACAUCCCGGCGUCAAGUGUGCACAUUGUUUACAAGAUAUCCUUGGUGCCCGAUUCCACUGCGCAAUCUGCGACUCCAUCGACAUUUGCUCCAAUUGCGAGUCCGCGGGACUUCCAGGCAACUUGGACUCCUCGGACGGGGGGCACAUAUCCUCGCAUAUUAUGAUAAAAAUUCCCUAUCCACUUGAAACAACAGAAGUGCAAACGGCCAGCCGUCGUGCCAUCCAUUUAUGGACAGGCAGGGAUGCAGCACAUGUUUUGACCGCAUCCCACUCAAAACCAGGCUCUGUAUACUCUUCAUAUGCUCAGACGGUCGUCGGUUCGAGACACAGUGCAUGCAACGGCGAGUCGCUGAAUCACCACCUGUCCUGCAAGAGCUGCAACCAGACAAUAAUCGGUACACGAUAUCAAUGUACUACAUGCCCCUCUUCACCCACUGCAUAUAGCUUGUGCCAAUCAUGCGAGCAGAAGUCAUAUGCCAUCCAUGACCCGAUGCACUCUUUUUUCAAGAUACCGAGACCUGUUCAUGUACAACUCGAGUCGCCGUCUGCUUUGAAUUGUAACAAUGCAUUGGGGUGUUCAGUGACACUGUUGGUAGAGUAUCUCUAUCAUUUAGUUCACUCCACGGCGCUCUGUGAUCGCUGUAUGGAGCGCAUUCAAGGAGCAUGGUACCGUUGCGCGUAUUGCGCGAAAGACCUCUGUGGAGAAUGUGAAUCUCUUGACACUCACGACCAGACGCACAUAUUUGUUGUAUUCAAGGCACCCGUACGUUUUUUGCGAUUCGCAAACCUGGAAAACCCCAACGACAGCCCGCCUAUUAUCGGUUUCCCAGUGUACUGCUAG